CCGAGGGGGGAAAUCCGGACGUAUUUUUCAUGGAUCGCCUGUAUAGUGAUCACAGAUUAAUUUGAAACGUUUUUUUUGUAUGAAUCGCUGCUUAGUAUACACAGCCUUAUACGGUCGAGAGGGAGAGGAAUAUCUUUCGCAGUUUCCUUAAAAAAAACGGGUCACCCCUAAUCUUACGACUCAUUCGGUAUAUGUGUUUUUAUAAAUAUGCAUAAAUGUAUAUAAUCUAUGGUUUACGAUUUUUUGUCUGUCAUUUCGAUUAUUGGUAAACAUCAUCGAAUACAGUAAACGUCAAUAACUUUAUAAAUAGGUAAGUACUAUUUAUUUAUAUUUUACAUUAUGUACACAAAGUAGUUAUUUAUGGUAAAAAAUGACGAUGGCAUUGUUUAUGUUGAAUACAAAACUUUUCGUAGGUAUAUUAUUAUAAACUUUUCCUGUAUCAACUUACGAUAGCAUUGUGGUUGAUUUUAACACAUGAAUUAGGCGAAGUAUACUCCAAGGUAGGUUACAUACGUGCGGGAUAAAUGGAUCUAUUACUAGGUUGGAGUUGUUUUAUAACUUUUCAUACACUUUAUCGAUUUUUUUUGGAUCUAGUCAAGUGUUGCUAUUUACACAUUAUUAUGAUAUCGUGUUUGUACCGGUGGCAUCGUUGAGUUUAGCAAAUAAGGUGAAGGAGAUAUUUGGAGUAAUCUGGUUUAGAAGAAACCUCUUUUGAGGACGUUUUACAUUUGAUUUAUUAAAACGUGAGCAACAAUUUGUAAUACCAUUCGAUCACAGUAUAUUGUCGACACGGUAUUUGUGUAUGUAUUAAUACAAUUCCGUAAUGUAUUAUGUAUGGUCGUCUGACACCAGAUGAUCCAGCGUACGUGAUUGACAAAUAUUUAUUUGCUAAGAGUUAAUUUUUUGGUGGGCAACUUACCCGAGUUGAAAUAUAUUGUUAAAAUAGUUUAUUGAAAUGUUUAAAGUGGAUAAGAGAAUUUUGGAACAAAGGGAGAAAUCAUAAAUACUUUUAGAUCCACUUUGUUCGAGACUUAAUUAUUUGAAUCUUAUGAGAGUGUACGAAACGCAAGUACAGCUUAAAACUGUGGUGCAUGAUUAGAAUACAACUUUGUGUAUUUUCAAAUUUGGAGUUUCACCUAAAUACAUUUCAUGAAGUUUUUGUCUUGAAAUGUGUCACUUGAGUUCAAAGGUUUUUUUUCAUAAUAAAUUUGUUUGUAAUAGUUAUAUAUCCAAUUUGGUUAAUUGUUUGUUUUGUGUUAGAUAAAAAUGGCUACAUUUUUUGGAUUGGGAGACAGUGUUUUGAGAAGAGUGCUGGUAGAGGGACAAGGUGUCUCUACUAGUCGAAUUUAUGGCAAGCUCGUCGUGGACUUGUGCAUCGGCGGGCAAACGAUUUCGCAAUUGAGAAAAAGAGUCGAACGCUCACGAAGUGACGAAUCGGAAUGGUUUGUGCCUAGAAAUACGCCUCUGGUCGUUUUGAUAGGAACCAACGAUAUUUUAAGAAGUGGCAGAGCUUCUGUUGUCUUUAAUAAUCUUAAACGGUUAUUAAUUACAUUGGAAAAGUGGUCGAGGAUAACUCCCAUCACCUUGUGUACUCUUCCUCCAAUAAAGCAUGCAAGUCCCGAUGUUCGACAUCAGUUGCAUAAAUACAACACGUCGAUUAGAACGUUGUGUUCUAAUCGAUGUGAUGUAUUUAGGCUAUUGGACUUGUAUGCCUUAUUGGACGCGGAGAAUUAUGAGGGCCACUUUUUCGAACGUGACGGUAUUCAUCCAAAUAGAGAGGGGCUUUUGAGAAUUUAUGAUUCCAUAAGUAAUUUUGUAGGAAUUGUAUAACAUGAAUACUUUUUCGAACAGCAAAUACAUUUUUCUGCUUUGUUGAUGCAGUUUGAAGGGUUGAGAUAGAGAACUGUUAGUGAAAUGACUAAGCGUAAGGUCAAAAUUUGAGAACAAUUGGCGCAAUUUAAAUUUCUCUAUGGCUCAUCUUUAAAAAAACACCGUGUAUAAGGUACAAAAGAAAUGAAAAUUAUUACAAUGAAGAGAUAUUGGUCUUAAAAGUUUUCAAAUUUGAUUCCAAAUAUUACAAUCUACGUUAUAGUUACCAACCUUUUGAAUAGCGUAAAUCCUUCAAAAAAACUAUUUUGUUUGUUUUAAUAAAAUUAAUAGGAAAUUGAGGUAAGUGAGAUAAAUACAAAACGCAAGGAUAGAUUUGAUAUUAUGGAUGUUAAUUCAGAUACAGUAAUUAUGAAUGAAAUGGUCGUUUGUUAUAGGUUUAGAAAAUUUGGUCAAUAAAAAAUGUUCGAAUUUUUUGGGAGGAGCUUAACUGCAUCUGUAGUGUGAUGUGAACAAAUAAUAUAUAUUAAUUACCUGACCUCGCGACUCCACCGCAUCGGUUUCCGUCUAAAAAUAAGAUGAAAACGGUAUAAUUUUAUAAAUAUAUAGCUACAGUAGACCUUCGCCAAUUCGAACAGGAUGAAAGUGUA
Molecule: messenger RNA, 2477 nt
Organism: Photinus pyralis (common eastern firefly)
Lineage: Eukaryota; Metazoa; Arthropoda; Insecta; Coleoptera; Lampyridae
Exons: 2
Coding region: 1267-1830 (187 amino acids)
Source: RefSeq, a predicted model, not a curated record